GGGAUGAAUCAAUCGGUGAUUCAGACCUCUAUCGCGAUGAAAUACCGGUUAGUGAUUUGGUCUACAACUUUGACUGGUCGAAAACCCCUUUGGGGCCGAUAAGUAGUUGGGCACCUUCUCUAAAAUCGACUGUGGACCUAUGUCUACAUUCGGUUUUCCCUAUCGCCGUGUAUUGUGGUCCAGAAUUAAUCUUAAUAUAUAAUCAAAUGUAUCGACCCAUACUAAAAACCAAACAUCCGAAAGCAAUGGGUCUCCCAGCAAAAGAAGCUUGGCCUGAAAUUUAUGAUGAGGAUCUCGGUGCAAAAACUGUCGAAAGUUCAUGUCAUAUGGUAGCUGCAACGUUACAUGAUAAUAAUGAAGAUAUACCAUUUGCUUUAAUAUAUUUAAUCGAAGCUGAUGAAACAAAUAACAAAACUCAAAUAGCUCGUCUUGUGUCAACAACUUUUGAUGAAGAUCUUGAAACCAUUGGAGGUGCUGAUGGUGUUGAUGAACUUGUAUUUACCAUAGUAGUACGUACAGGAGACCAUGAAAUUAUUACUUUACCCAAUGAUACUAAGGCAAUUCUAUUGCCAGUUACCACAUCUACAGGAAAGAGUGAAGGGGAUAAAGAUGCAAUGGAUAUUGAUGACGAAUUUGAAAAUGAUUUUAAUAAAAGGAUAUCAAUGAACCUUGAUGAUGAAAAAGCUAAGAAAUAUCAGUUCCCAUUCGAUGAUAUUUCAAACCAAAAUUUUGCAAAUCAUGAAGUUGUAGCAUUUGCAGCAUCAGAUUCCGAUGAACAAAAUAUGAAAGGUUUGAAAUUCCAAUACUCAUAUGGAAGUGAUCUUCAAGCUGAAGGUGAAGCAGGUGCUUCGACAAGUGGUGAAGGCAUUAAACCACUUUUAGAACACAUUAUUAAGGAUUCAUUGGAUUAUAGUCGAGAAACAGAUGUCACUGUCCUUAUGAAUUUCACCUCUGUUCCCGUAACGACAAUAUCUCAUGUCCCUGAUGUAUUAAAUACAUCUACACGUUCUAAACGAGUUUUAAUUGUGGAUUAUUCUGAUUUGUCCCGUCAAACAUUGGUUAAAUUGGUGGAAGGUAGUGUGGAAAGAAUAAAUGCAUUUAGUUCAUGUGAAGAAUGUAUAACUACCGUAAAAUCAUGGAGAGAACAAUAUCAACAUGAAGCAUUAUGUGAUAUAGCAUUUUUCAAUGUUCGGGAAAAUAAUUCUGAAGAAAUUAAAAAUUCUGCCAAGGAAUUACGUAGGAUCUGUGAUGAUAAUUUAUGUAUUGUCCUAAUUGUGUUCUGGUCAGCAAAUGGUAGAACAUUAGGUCAAAAUUUACUUCAAGAAAUUGGUGGUAAAACAUGCAUGAUUUGUAAGCCAGUAAUGCAAAAACGUUUGGUUCAUUGCCUUUACUCAAGAGAUUUUGCAUCUGAAUCUUAUGCUCCAACAACACAUCAUGAAUAUUACAGUUCAGUUAAACCUUUAGCUGACUUGAGAAUUGAAGACUUUUACCGUAACAACAGGCCUCCAUUUAGUGAUGAAACUGUAAAAGAGUCAUCUAACAUGGAGAAAAGUCCAAUGCCUGUAUCUAGUGAAGGAAGUGCGAAAUCUACCAUUGAGAGGAUAAGAAAAGAAGACUUACCUGCAGUGAAUAUACCUACUGCUGAAUCAUCGGUAAAGGAUAAAGGUAAAAGUGUUGAAACAGCACAAUCAGGCACUAAAAGAAUGGCAGAUGAUGAAACAGAAAACGUCACUGCUCCGACUGAUGAUCGCGCAUCAAAAUUCCGAUUUAGACCUGUUUCCAAAUCAAAAUGUAUUUUAUGUGUGGAAGAUAAUCCCAUAAAUCUAAAAGUUAUUCAACAUCAACUUUCAAAACUCGGGUAUCCAUCAUUGUGUGCUACAAAUGGACAAGAAGCUGUAAAUCUGAUAGAAUCAGAGUAUUCAAAUUAUUCUCAGGAUUCUUCAACUUCUGAUGAAUCUAAUCCUGGAAGAAUUGCUUUAAUUUUGAUGGAUUGUGCUAUGCCAAUAAUGUCAGGAUUUGAUGCAUCAAGGGCAAUAAGAACUAUGAAUACACCAAUAUCCAAUGUUCCAAUUAUUGCAUUAACGGCUUCAGCUGUUCAAGGUACAAAAGAACAAUGUUUGGAAUCGGGAAUGAAUGAUUAUCUUACUAAACCAUUGAAAAUUGCCAAACUUAAAGAAAUGUUGGAUCAAUGGCUUGGUAACAACGAGUCAAAUGAGUAA
This is a messenger RNA of Cetraspora pellucida, 2219 nucleotides long. The record is from the annotation of a GenBank genome assembly. Lineage: Eukaryota; Fungi; Glomeromycota; Glomeromycetes; Diversisporales; Gigasporaceae.